AUGCUACUCACCGGAAAAGCAAGUCCCAAAUACUCCCUGCUUCCAGACUCCGACUCCCCUACGGCAACUACCAACGAGAAACCCCUGCGUUCAAGACUGUUGAGGUCAUCUUACGCUGUAAUUGCCGUUUUACUCAUAUCUGCAGUGGUAUAUGUAGUACUACUUACUCAAAGACCGAGUACAUGCACACAACCACGUCUACGACAAGAAUGGCGAACUCUUACUCAAGAUGAAAAACAGUUCUAUCUAGCAGCUGCUCAUUGCUUAACCACAGUCCCAUCGCCAUCGCUUCCCAAUGCCACAAUCCAUGAUCAGUUCUCACUGCUUCAUAGUCGGGUCGGGAAUUACUCCCACAACGCCGCCUCGUUUCUUCCCUGGCAUCGGUUCUUCGUUCACGCUUACGAGGGAGCACUGCAUGAAUACUGCGGGUACGAUGGGAUUAUACCAUACUGGGACUGGAGCCUCGACUACGAGAACCUCCUCAAAUCGCCUAUAUGGGAUACCGAUAAUGGCUUCGGGCCAGAUGGGGACAAGGACACAUCAAGCGACAUGAGCAGGGGCAUAAACGGCCACUGUGUCAUCGACGGUCCGUUCGCAGGACUUACACCUGUCUACUACGAAGGGGCGUACAAGCCUCACUGCCUCUCGCGUGGAUUCCUCGAUGAAAAGACAGUGAAGAGGGUAGGAAAUCUAACGAUGAGACCCAGUGUGCUGCAGGAACUUGUUCAGAGCGAGUCCUCAUACUUUGACUUCCUGCUUCGCAUGGAGACGAUGUCGCAUUUGACGAUUCCGUAUGUUGUCCAGGGGGAUUUUAGGACUGUCACAGCGCCGAAUGAUCCAGUUUUCUACCUUCAUCACGGCCAAGUUGAUCGUCUUUGGUGGAGUUGGCAGCAGAUGUCGUCUGAAAGAAAGAUUGAAUAUAAUGGACCUGCUCGGAACGAUGAGUCUGUUGAGGCAGAUGUGGAUGAUGAGCUGGAUUUCGGUGAUAUGCUUCCGGGUUUGACUAGAGCUACUGUUGGCGAUGUGAUGGAUACGGAGAGUGGUGUUUUAUGUUAUCAGUAUGAUAGAAGUGUUUUUGAGUAG
This is a messenger RNA of Aspergillus puulaauensis, 1083 nucleotides long. RefSeq names its product tyrosinase family protein. Gene Ontology annotation, molecular function: oxidoreductase activity. The record is from RefSeq and is a predicted model, not a curated record. NCBI's taxonomy places the organism in Eukaryota, Fungi, Ascomycota, Eurotiomycetes, Eurotiales, Aspergillaceae. The transcript has 4 exons. Bases 1 to 1083 code for a protein of 360 amino acids.